This is a messenger RNA of Fusarium redolens, 765 nucleotides long. RefSeq lists its product as uncharacterized. Lineage: Eukaryota; Fungi; Ascomycota; Sordariomycetes; Hypocreales; Nectriaceae. Bases 1 to 765 code for a protein of 254 amino acids. The record is from RefSeq and is a predicted model, not a curated record. The transcript has 2 exons.
AUGCGUUUCGCGCUUUUGCAUUCGCUGCUUGUGGCGAAUAUUGCGGUUGCGAGUGUCUGUAAACCUCGUCAGUCGGGUGGAUCAAGCACUGCUGCGACCGCUGAGAUUGAGACUUCGACUACAGCUUCUGUCGAGGUUUCCACCGGCUUCGCGACGUCGACAGUGGAAGAUGUAACUACGACCAACGCCGCAACGACCGUUGAAACCAGCACCGAAACCGCUGCUUCAACACUCACAAUCGCUGAAACAACAACAAGCGACAUCGCUGGACCCCUCGUAACCUUUGUUCUCGCCGCCAAAGUCGAAGGCACCGUCAGCGAAGAGCUCUCAGGCGCAGACCGAGACGGCUCGGCAGUAGUAUGGUCAACACCCCGAUUCAUCGCCAGCGGUCCAUUAAUCAUCUCCAUCGACUCCACGAUGAGUUACCUCCAAACAAGCGGUGGAUUCUACCUCUGUGUUGCAUACGGAGAUGGAACUUCACCCAACGGUGUUAAGCUUUGCAGCGCCGAGUCGCUUAACAAUCCUGCGUUUGGGGCCCUUACGUGUGAGCAGACGGAUGGGCGCGAGAUUGCAUGCGAAGCUCAAGCUGGACAGUGCAUUGGCGAUGAUGAGAAUAAGAUAUGUUCUCCUCUUCCGGGGACGUAUGAUCAGUUCUAUUAUUUUAGGGGAAACUUUAAUGGGAUUUAUCUCGCUUUUGGGUCUGCUGUCAAUACUGAUGAGAACCAGCACGCUGUUGAGCUCAAGGCCAGACGAAGCGACACAUGA